Molecule: messenger RNA, 444 nt
Organism: Candida tropicalis MYA-3404
Lineage: Eukaryota; Fungi; Ascomycota; Pichiomycetes; Serinales; Debaryomycetaceae
Exons: 1
Coding region: 1-444 (147 amino acids)
Source: RefSeq, a predicted model, not a curated record
AUGGGUAGAUUUUAUCAGCAGGCUUAUCUGUGGAGAAAAUUUCACGCUCUUUAUGGAAUCUGUGAUGAGGGCCAUGUGGUGGUCCAUGAGGAGGAUGAUCUGGGUGAUCUGGGUGAUCUGGGUGAUCUGGGUGAUCUGGGUGAUCUGGGUGAUCUGGGUGAUCUGGGUGAUCUGGGUGAUCUGGUUCAUGUGGUGGUCCAUGAGGUGGAUGAUCUGGGUCAUGUGGUGGAUGUGGUGGUCCAUGAUCUGGGUGAUCUGGUUCAUGUGGUGGUCCAUGAGGUGGAUGAUCUGGGUCAUGUGGUGGAUGUGGUGGUCCAUGAUCUGGGUGAUCUGGUUCAUGUGGUGGUCCAUGUGGCGUUCCAUGAGGUGGUCCAUGAGGUGGAUCCUUUGGCUCCUUUGGUUCCUUUGGUUCCUUUAGGUCCUUUGGAUCCUUUGGUUCCUUAA